AUGUCAACCAACCUCCAAUCCGCACCCACCCCCAUUUCCCUCGACACCAAAUACACCGCAGCAAAACCCACUACACUCGGCCUCCGCUGCCACGACCGCCACUUCCGCGACGCCGUCGUCUGCGACGAACACGGUGACAAACUGUUCGAUUUCACUGCCAAAGGUCUCGGUACAUCAUGGACACUACGCCGCAGUCUCGUCGACAGCACUUCAGGCGACCACAUCCUGGACCUUCGUCACACGGCACUGAGCUACAAAUCCUGGACCCUCGAAGACAUUACCGGCAACGAAAUCGCAAAGAUCAAAGAUGUCACUAGUGGAAGUGGGUUCACUGCUGUGAACGUACAACUCGGCAAUGUAGCAAUCGAGAUGCGAUCCUUUGACCAAACUGGCAGUAGAACAGCUUUCCAAGUGGAUGGGACGCUUAUUGCAGAAAUGACUCUGACAGAUAAUAACGAUGCUUCAUUUUUGCAUAAACGGNGGUUGGAUCGCACGGCUUGGAAGCUUGAAGUCGCUGCAGGCGUGGAUGUCUCUCUCGUUGUCGCAUUAGCAUUUGCGCGUGUCGAGAUAUCGCAUGCCUGGCGCCGAUGA
Molecule: messenger RNA, 591 nt
Organism: Aureobasidium uvarum
Lineage: Eukaryota; Fungi; Ascomycota; Dothideomycetes; Dothideales; Saccotheciaceae
Source: the annotation of a GenBank genome assembly